CGCUAUUUUAAAUUUAUAUAAUUCACGUGGUACUAUAAUAUGCCGGGAUCGUACCUCUCUUCCUUACGUUGAUGAUGAUAUGAAGACCUUCGUCUCAUAGAUACAUCUCAUGUCGGUGGUUUAUUCGACUUACUUGUUUCCGGAUAUAUGCUAGACGCUACAGCAUGCCUCUGCUUACACUCGGUGCCAAAUUAUGGAGCUUGUCAGCAGCAAUUGUGGGCAUGAUCCUUGACGUACUGCAAUUUUGGAAUUAUAGAUGGAUGUUAUGGCUAAGAUCAAGAUCCCCCAAGGAUCAAUUAUCUUAUGCACUGGCUAGAGCCGAUACAUUCGAAGAAUGGGAAGAGACCGCCUUUCGACUUGACGAGUUAACCAGUGCUGAUUUAUGGCGCCAAAACCCAACAAGCAAACAUUAUGACUACAGACUUAUUCUUCAAAGAUUGGAAUCAAUCUUGAGUGCUCGAGAGUCGGAGGACAUAUUGACAUUGGUCAGCAUCCUUCGCUCGGGCCUGGUUCGCAAUCUUGGAAAUAUUACAUCCAUGAGACUAUUCAAUCACGCCUAUACCGGUACAAAACUGUUGAUUGACGACUAUAUCACACACGUCGCACUAUCGAUUCAGUAUGUUACUUCUUUACAGACUAUGCCUAUGCACGUGAGCGGUUUCACGUCGCAGGCCAAACUGGAGUUGCUACAUGAUACUCGCCAGGCUUUCGGGAGAACCUCUCUCGUUCUACAAGGUGGCUCUAUCUUUGGGUUGUGUCAUCUAGGCGUGGUCAAGGCGUUGCAUCUACGCGGUCUCUUACCGCGUAUUAUCACCGGUACUGCCACGGGAGCUUUAGUUGCUGCGCUCGUCGGUGUGCGUACAGAAGACGAACUACUGGACUUUUUGGAUAGUGAUAUCCUUGAAUAUUGCGUGUUCGAAGGUCAAAGCCAAAAGGGGAAAUGGAAAGGGAAAGGGAGCACGACACAUAAUGAACAAUCACGAAUAGGUUUUGGCCGGUUACGGCGAUAUUUUGUGGAAGGAAACUUUCUUGAUGAGUCUGUCUUGGAGGAAUGUGUUCGAACAUAUGUUGGCGAUAUGACCUUUGAGGAGGCGUAUGCAAAGACCAAAAGGAUAUUGAAUGUUACAGUAGCGGCUUCAGUGAAAGGCGCGUUUCCUAACUUGUUGAACUACCUGACGGCACCUAAUGUGCUCAUCCGGUCUGCUACCCUGGCUUCGAAUGCCUCCUCAGAGACACUCCACUGCAAAGACGAGACAGGUGCAAUCGUCCCCUGGCCGCAUACACAAGAUGUCACAUUCCGAUCCUGGCGACAGGUAAAUCUCAGUGGACGAGAAUCGCCGCUAGCUCGACUCGCCGAGUUAUUUAAUGUCAACCAUUUCAUCGUUUCCCAAACACGGCCAUACAUCGUUCCAUUUCUGUACCCCGACACUCACCCCGGCCAAAGAAACAGUAAUCACCCGAGUCUUAAUCGACCUCUUAUGCGAUUGAUUAUGCUCGAAAUGCGACAUCGAUUAAGACAACUAGACUAUCUAGGAUUCCUCCCCAUGAGUCUCCGACGACUCCUCAUGGACGAGAACAUUCCCGGCCCGAGUUUAACACUCAUUCCAGACCUGACCACGAGCGAUUUCCUAAAACUCUUUCAAGCACCUUCCAAGGCCGGUCUAGAUUAUUGGAUUCGCAAAGGCGAGCGAGGGGUGUGGCCUGCUGUCAGCGCUCUGAGAGUGAGAUGUGCUAUUGAGAUUGAAUUAGAUCGCUGUUAUCAGAUGGUCCGGCGCCGACGGCGCCGCAGCGACGUCAGUCAGCAGCCGGCUGUUGUUCCCCAUUACCGACAUGGAGCGAAUGAAGGCGUUCUACGGAAGCGGAGGUCUAUCGGACAUGAGUCCGUGGAAUAGUUGCGGUGUCAUGAUACAUAUUAUGCAUUAACUGCAUGGGG
Messenger RNA from Talaromyces stipitatus ATCC 10500, 1933 nucleotides. RefSeq names its product Patatin-like serine hydrolase, putative. Lineage: Eukaryota; Fungi; Ascomycota; Eurotiomycetes; Eurotiales; Trichocomaceae. The record is from RefSeq and is a predicted model, not a curated record. Gene Ontology annotation, molecular function: triacylglycerol lipase activity. The transcript has 4 exons. Gene Ontology annotation, biological process: lipid metabolic process. Bases 165 to 1892 code for a protein of 575 amino acids.